Messenger RNA from Erpetoichthys calabaricus (reedfish), 1297 nucleotides. Its product is annotated as dynein axonemal light chain 1-like. The coding region runs from base 109 to 681 and encodes 190 amino acids. NCBI's taxonomy places the organism in Eukaryota, Metazoa, Chordata, Cladistia, Polypteriformes, Polypteridae. The record is from RefSeq and is a predicted model, not a curated record. Gene Ontology annotation, cellular component: cytoplasm. The transcript has a single exon. Gene Ontology annotation, molecular function: protein kinase binding.
UUGAUACUGUACCUAUAUUCCUGCUUUCUUGUUUAUCAUCACUGCUUAUUAGCAUACUAAUCUACCAAGUAUACACUGCAGAGUCAUUUUUGAGGAGGACAGAACAAAAUGGCUAAAGCAACCACUAUAAAAGAAGCAAUAACAAGAUGGGAAGAAAAGAAAGGACAGAAGGCUGCUGAAGCACAAGAGGUCGCUUUAUAUGCUCAGUUUCCCCCCAUUGAAAAGAUGGAUGCCUCUUUAGCUGCAUUAGUUAACUGUGAGAAGUUGUCUCUUUCAACAAACUGUAUUGAAAAAAUCUCAAAUCUUAAUGGACUCAAAAAUCUCAAAAUUUUGUCACUUGGUCGCAAUAAUAUAAAGAAUUUAAAUGGACUGGAAGCUGUCGGAGACCUUCUUCAGGAGCUGUGGAUUUCUUAUAAUCAGAUAGAAAAACUCAAAGGGAUUAAUGUCAUGAAGAAGCUGAAGGUGCUUUACAUGUCAAACAAUCUGGUUAAAGACUGGGCUGAAUUUGUUAGAUUGGCAGAACUUCCAUCUCUUGUUGAGCUGGUUUUUGUUGGCAAUCCACUGGAGGAGAAGUAUUCAGCAGAAGGCACUUGGACAGAUGAGGCAUCAAAAAGGGUUCCGAAACUUAAAAAAUUAGAUGGAAAUACAAUUAUCAAACAAGAGAGCGAAGAGGGUGAAUGAAACCGCAAGAGCAAGAUUUGGAAUUCAGUAUCUGUAAUUGUUAUUUGUAGCUCAUGAAAUAUUUGAUGUAUGUUUUUUAACCAUUUGUCUUGUUUUAUCUCCACGUAUUAUAUUUAAAUUUGGCAAUGGCAAAUAAGUGAAUAUUUAUGCAAGCGUGUGCACUGUGUUUGACUGGUGAUGCCCACAUGAGGUGAUUCUGUGUUGCAUCCAGCACUACCAUCUCCAGAAGCCACCAACCCUGACUUGAAAUAAAUUGGUUCAGGAACUCGGUAUAUGGAUAUUUCUGUAAAUUCUUCUCAGCGAGGCAUUUACUCUGAAGUAGCUGUAUCUCUGCUCAUGUUUUUGUUUUAACCAUUUCUUAAUCAAAAUCCAGUUUUGACUUUAAUCAGAUUCUUGUGAAAAUAAAUUUUCUUUUUGUACAUUUAUUGACUUGCAUUAAACAAAAGACCACAGGUGUAUUUAUAAUGUAAAUAAUUGGCCAAAAGAGCAUAAAUCAUCAAAAUCUGAUGGUUUAGAUAGUUAUAAGAAAAUAUUAGAUAGUGAAGUAGAAAAAAACAGCAUUUACACCAUGCCUGGUCCAUUUCAAUACUUUGGUUCAGUAAUAUGCUUCUCACAG